UUAAAUUAACUACAAGUUAAUCGAUUUUUAUUGAUCACAAUGACAUCUUCGUCAAAUUUUACGACUGAAACAGCAAAAGUUGCAUUGGCGGAUGUUUUAACUGCCUUAGAAGCUCCUGAAAAUGUACAAAAACUUGCUACUGCUAAAGAAAAUUCUGGCAACGAAGUACUGAAAACAAUGCAAUUUGUUUUCCCAGCCGUAAUGCAAAUACAAAAUGAAGUUAUAAAAAAAUAUGGUUUUUCUGAGGGGAGGGAAGGCGCUGUACAAUUUGCACAGCUGAUUAGGUCUUUAGAAAAAGAAGAUAUCGAAGUAGCAAAAUUACAUGCACAAGUGCGCUCUUAUUUUCUUCCAAGUACACCGGUUAAUUCUUCGACCGAUACAUCUAUAGUUUAAAUCAACUGGGUUAAAUAUAUCCUUCAUGUUGGCACCAAUAAAGAUGUUCUCUACACAAAUAAAAGGAUAAAGGAUAUUUCUAGUGUACAUCCACUAGAAAUAUGUUAUAUUUGAUUUUAAAUAUAAUAAAG
Molecule: messenger RNA, 524 nt
Organism: Ceratosolen solmsi marchali
Lineage: Eukaryota; Metazoa; Arthropoda; Insecta; Hymenoptera; Agaonidae
Product: protein C10
Exons: 4
Coding region: 40-393 (117 amino acids)
Biological process (GO): post-embryonic development
Source: RefSeq, a predicted model, not a curated record